AUGGGGUCCGGACCCCCGAGUGGAAACAAAUAUGGAUAUACAGAUGAAAAAGUAGGUGAGCACAUAACUGGAAAUUUUGAUCCGACCGCUUUGGAAAGAGGAGCAAAAGCUCUGAAGGAGUUAGACCAAUCAUCUAAUUCGAAAAAAGCAUUUGAAUUAAUAAAAUUGCAGGAGCUAACAAAACAAAAGGAAUAUGAGAAGCAGAUGGAAGAAUUGUCUUUACAACGAGCUCAAUAUCUUAGUAAUAAAACUAGGAUAGAAAAUGAAGAGAGAAGGAAAACUAUUAAUUAUCAACAAGAACAAGAAAGAGUUACAGCUGAAUAUAAGACUAGGUUAGAAGCAGAAGCCUAUCAAAAAAAGCUUCUAGAUCAACAAAAACAAAAUGAAGAGUGGUUACGAAAUCAACAUGAACAAUAUUUAAGACAAGAAAAUAUUAGAAAAAGAAAUGAAUUAGAAUUAAUGAAUCUAAAAAUGAAACAAAUAAGAGAGGAGAAAAGUUUAGAACGUGAAAAUAUGAAGGCUAGAAUAUAUGAAGAAAAUAAAGGAUUAAUAGAAAGAGAAAGAAAAAAUUUAGAUAUUCACUUAAAAACGUUAAAAGCAAAAGCAGAUGAGGAAAGAAAAACAAAAAUAGAAAGUAUUAAUAAAUACUUUGAACAGUUUAAUAAUUCUUUAUUUUUAUUUUUAAAUGAUAAGGAAAAGGUAUACAGAUUUGCAUUAGCCGUUACACUUACAUCACUCGGUGUUUAUGCAACUAAGCAUACUACUAGAUUUAUAAGAACAUAUACUGAAACUAAACUGGGAAAACCUAAGCUAAUAAGGGAAACCUCCCUAUGGCAUAUUAAUAAGUUUUUUGAUUUAUUCAAUUUGAAGAGAAAUUUUUCUCUUUUUAAGAAAUACAUAGUAGUACAAGUUAACGGAGGAGGGGAUAAAGCCCAUCAUAAGGUAGCGAAUAUAAAAAGUGGUAGUGGUAGUGGUAGUGACAGUAGUAGUAACAUGUUUGAUCAAAUCGUGUUGAAUGAAGAAUUGCAAGAAAAGCUUACAUGGUCUAUUAACAGCUUAAGAAAUUCAAAGAAAUAUGAUCUCUAUUUAAAAAAUAUAUUAUUACAUGGUCCACCAGGUACAGGAAAAACUCUUUUUGCAAAAACAGUAUCAUACUAUAGUAAUUUCGAUUAUAUCAUAAUAAAUGGAGGAGAUGUAAGCGCAUUAGGUAUACAUGCGUCUGUUGAAUUAAAUAAGAUAUUUGAAUUUGUUAAAAAAAGGAAAAAUAAAAAAUGCAUUAUUUUUAUUGAUGAAGCGGAAGCUUUUCUUAGGAAAGGACGAAAUGAAUCAUUUAUUAAUUUUUCUGAGCAUUUAAGAAAUGCAUUAGCUUCUUUUCUAUAUCAUACAGGUACAGAAAGUAAAAACUUUGGUGUUAUCUUAGCUACCAAUUGUAGAGAUAUACUAGACCCAGCUGUUAUGGAUCGAAUUGAUGAACAGUAUAAUUUUGACAUCCCACAAAUUAGUGAAAUUAAAAAAAUGGUAUCGGUAUAUUUUAAUAAAUAUGUUUUUCCUUUAAAAAAAUAUAAUAUAAUCAUUGAUGAUUCUGUAGAUGAUAAUUAUUUAGAUGAUAUAGCUAGACGGCUCUAUGGAUUAUCAGGAAGACAAAUAUCAAAGUUGUGUUUAAACAUCCAGAAUACUGUAUUUGGAAGUAAUUCAAAAGUUGUUUCCAAGGAGCUUAUCGAUUUGAUAAUUAACUGGAAUCUCAGUAACGCGUUCGACGUAGGUGAAGUGGGGACUGGUAGACAGACCGCUACGGAUAGCCAGCCUCACCAGGGCACGAGGCAGUACGAGAAGCAGAGUGAAAUGCGGAAUGAGCAGUAUGAAACGCACAAUAACACGCAGAUCAGUAGCUAUAACCCCAGACAAAACUCAGGUUCUCAUAACACGGCAAAUUCCAAUUCACGUAAAAUGGAAAACAAGGUGGUAUUAAAUCAUGUGUUGUAA
Messenger RNA from Plasmodium malariae, 1983 nucleotides. Its product is annotated as AAA family ATPase, putative. Gene Ontology annotation, cellular component: mitochondrion. Gene Ontology annotation, biological process: mitochondrion organization. Gene Ontology annotation, molecular function: zinc ion binding; ATP hydrolysis activity; ATP binding. The coding region runs from base 1 to 1983 and encodes 660 amino acids. The record is from RefSeq and is a predicted model, not a curated record. Lineage: Eukaryota; Apicomplexa; Aconoidasida; Haemosporida; Plasmodiidae. The transcript has a single exon.